Peronospora farinosa is the source of this 4251-nucleotide messenger RNA. NCBI's taxonomy places the organism in Eukaryota, Oomycota, Peronosporomycetes, Peronosporales, Peronosporaceae. The record is from the annotation of a GenBank genome assembly.
AUGGAAGGAAUCGACGUGGAACUCUUGGACGAGUUCCCUCACGACGUGCAGAUGGACGACGCGGCUGCCCGCCUGACGCGCUGGGGACCCAGCCGUCGCGAGCUGGGCGCCACUGACUCUGCACAGUCGGUGACGGGUGAAGCGACGGUUCCUGCUCCGGCAGUGCGAAGACCACUGACACCUGUCGUGCCUGGCACUCGUGCCACGCGGUGGGGGCCAUGUCACCGCGCGAUCGGAGUGGCAGCCGUUGCUCACCUUAUCACCGGAGAAGAUACUACGCCUGCUCCGCCGUGCCCCCGUCGUGUUCAGCCGAUGGGAGAUCAAGUCAUCGCCUCUGCGCCUACCCUACCGAGCCCAGCACCACCCACGUCAACAAUUACCUCGGCCACUCUGCCUGCAGUGGAGGUGGAACACCCAGAGCCUCCUGCAGUGGAGCCCUGGACGCUGCGCUUCGAUGGUGCCUGCCGCCGGAACCCCGGGCCUGGUGGCGCCGGCGCGGCGUUGUUCGAUCCAAGUGGUGCUGUGGUGUGGACGUGCUCCCACUUUCUCCCCUGCAGGAACGAAACCAACAACACUGCUGAGUACACGGCAUUGUUGGUGGGGGUUCGUGGGGCACUGCACCACGGUGUUACGCGGCUGGUGAUCGAGGGAGAUAGCCACCUGGUACUUUCCCAGGUGCGCGGUAGCUUUGGAUGCGUGAAUCGGAAGCUCCGACGGCUACGCAACCGCGUACGCUCGGAGCUGAGGACGCUGAAUUGGUAUCGACUGAAGCACAUCGACCGCAACGCCAAUAGUCAUGCUGACCGCCUCGCUAACCGCGCCCUCGACCGCAAGCGCACCAGCACAGAGUGUGGACAACAUGCUGCACCUACAAAUGCAUGCUACGUCCCCAGCGCGCAUACGGCGCCCGCCUCGCCUCCCACCCCUCCACACACGGUCUCGGCUGAUACAACGAUGUCGGCCAAUGAGGAUAUCGUGGAUGAGGCGAUGGCUGAUAUCGAGGCUGAGAUUGCAGCGCGCGACGGCGGCGAGGCCUUCCCGACGUUGCCUAUCGGGCCAGGCUCCGCUCCUGCGAGGCAACCUCGGCUUCGACUGCGCCAGCUGGCCGACGAUGAACACGACGCAGCGGCAGCUGCUCUGCAGACGUUUGCAGAGAGCAUGGCCAGCAGGAUUGCCGACGCUGACAGCUGGGCAACUGGGGAAGGCUAUAUCGGUGCCAUCCCGGACCGGAUCCGAGAGUUGCUCCUGCCCUACGCUGCUGUUCCGGCUGCUUCCGCUGGCCCUCGACCUCCUUCCCCAGACCGCCGGCGCCGUCGACCGCCCCGUGUGACGCGCAACCAACGCGAGCACCGCCUGGACGAGGCACUGGACAACCUAGCGGCCAUUCAGCGUUCAACACCAGGGGAUCGGCGGGCAAUGCGGAAGGCGCGACGACGUGCUGGACGGGUUCGUGCUGCGGUGGUCAAGCAGCAGCUACGUCAAGCGUUCGCUCAGGAUGAGGCCAAGUGCGUGGAGAAGAUCCUGCAGAGUGCGUCAGCGGAGUCAGCGGUGGAGGAGCACCCCGACUCGUGCCCAAUCGGGCGCGAGGAACUCCACCGUUACUUCACCGGCACCAGCACGGCUCCUGCGACGUUCGACUACACGUCGGCGUCUGGCCAAGAGUUCCGUGCAGCGCUGGACAGCUUCCAGCCUGCCGAUGUGGCCCCUGAUGCGUUCACAGGUGAGCUGCAGUUUGAUGAGGUGGAAGAUCAGCUUUCGCGAGCGACCAAGACAUCAAGCCCGGGACACGACGGCAUCGGCUACGAUGUCUACCGCCGCUUCGCUGAGCAGCUGGUCCCGCUCCUCCACGCCGCGUUCCAGUUUUGUUGGUUGCAUCGGCGUGUGCCCGCUCUCUGGAAAGUUGGAUUUGUGCGCCUCAUCCACAAGAAGGGCGACCCAAUGCAGUCGACAAACUGGCGGCCGAUAUGUCUGCUGCCCACUAUCUACAAGCUGUAUAGUGGGUUGCUGGCACUUCGGCUCUCACGCUGGCUCGAGAGUAACGCGCGUUUGCCCAUGGCACAGAAGGGGUUCCGGCGGUUCAACGGUUGUCACGAACACAAUUUCGUGGCAACUACUCUGCUGGACCAGACCCGGAGGCAACACCGUCGUCUCUACCAGGUCUGGUAUGACCUGCGCAAUGCCUUCGGGUCACUGCCCCAAGAGCUCAUGUGGCACGUGCUUCGCCACCUCGGCGUUGAAGCCGAUUUUGUUGCUCGUUGCCAAGACAUUUACUGUGGAUCGGCGUUCGUGGUCACCAAUGCGGUUGACGGAGCCACGGACCCAGUGCGACAGGAGGUGGGUGUAUACCAAGGUUGUCCACUCAGCCCCCUCCUGUUCAUCGCUGCUUUGGUGCCACUUGUUCGUCGCCUGGAGCAGCUGGACGGCGCUGGUGUUCCUCUGGCGGAAGAUGUGCGACCGUGCGUCUCCGCCUACGCAGACGACUUGAAGGUCUUCAGCGACAGUGCUGACGGCAUCCGACGGUGUCACGGCGUGGUCACCCGCUUUCUUGCGUGGACCGGGUUGCGUGCGAACCCGGCCAAGUGUGCCAGUCUGGCCGUGAAGAGGGACACACGUGGCAACGCGAUUCGUGAUGACGACGUGCGUCUCGAGGUCCAGGGUGAUGCCAUCGCCCCACUCAGCCUCCAGGAGAGCUAUACAUACCUGGGAGUGGGCGAUGGCUUUGACCACGUGCACCACCGCCUCCAGCUGGCACCCAAGAUUCAGCAAGUUAAGCGGGAGGCGGUGGCGUUGAUCCAGUCAGGGCUAGCACCGUGGCAGGUGGUGAAGGCGCUGAAGACGUAUGUCUACCCCAAGGUAGAAUAUGCGCUUCGUCACCUACGCCCGCUCCAGUCCCAACUGCAAGGCUUUGAUCGCGCUGUGUCCAAGGGCUUGCGGCACCUGCUGCGUCUUCCUCAGUCCGCCACCACCGAGUUCUUCUACACGCCGACAUCGGGUGGUGGGCUGGGCCUGCAGUCGCUGGUGGAGAUGCACCAAGCACUGCAGGUGGCGCAUGCAUGGCAGAUGUUACAUUCCAAGGACCCGGCGGUUGCAGCGGUGGCCCUGGCUCAGGUGGGACAGGUUGCUCGCAAGCGAUAUCGUUUGCAGGAGGAGCACUGGCGUGGGCGAGACGUGGAACUUGCUCGGCUGUUCCUGAAUUCCCAGCUGGCAGCCUCGCCCCACGCCGAAGUGCUCCGCCGCAAUGGUGACAUCGGGUCGCUGUGGGUGGAUGUGCAACGCAUCCUGAGCACAUUCCACCUCAGCUUCUCUGAUUGUGCGGACGCCACGAACACGGACCCCCUUGGACUUCGCGUGCCGCAUUACGGCCAGUGGCUUGACCACAAAACCGUUUUGCGACACGUGAAGCUCCACAUGAAGAUACGACACCAGACUCGGUGGAAGGGUCUGGUGGAUCAAGGCAAGACCGUUCGUGUACAUGGCGGUUUGGGGGCCAAGUUCGUGAUGACGGGUGCGGGCCUUUCUGAUGCUGAGCAUCGGUUUGGCAUCCAGGCUCGCCUCAACCAAGUCGACACGAAUUCCGUGCUCAAGCGCCGUCGCCUCCGCGCAAACCACCGGUGUCGUGCCCCUUCCUGCUCGAGUGCCGAGACGCUGGCGCACGUGUUAAAUCACUGUGCGCCCAACAUGGACGCAAUCCGCCAGCGCCAUGAUGACGCGCUCCAGCAGAUCGGGUCCAAGAUCCAGAACGCUCUCGCCCGAGCCAAGUCGUCUACAGAGCUGCGCCUGGACCACACGGUCCCCGAAUAUACCGGCGCAGCUCUUCGUCCGGACAUUGUGCUGCGAGACGCAGCUGCCAAGACGAUGGUGAUUGCCGACCUGGCGAUCACCUUUGAAGACCAAUCUGCAGGCGCCCGGCACUCUUCGCUCCAGCUCAGCCACGAUUACAAGACACUCAAGUACCAACCGAUCGUGGCAGAACUGGAGCACAAGGGGUGGCGGGUGCAGACUGCAGCCAUCGUCUACGGCUCGCUGGGCUCGGUGCAGCCCAGCAAUUUCAAGACAUACACGGAGAAGCUCAAGUUGCUCAAGACCGAUGCUCGUCAGCUGGACCUUCAGCUGUCCAGCCACUGCAUCCGUGCCAGCCACCGCAUUUGGGGCUGGCACUGCAGGCAGCACAGGGAGCGACAGCAUAGUGGAACCGCCCCGCGAGUGCCGCGUGGGUCUGGGGGGGCCUCGCGGCGCACAUCGCAGGCGUAG